Hordeum vulgare subsp. vulgare (domesticated barley) is the source of this 1873-nucleotide messenger RNA. Its product is annotated as beta-amylase Tri a 17. The record is from RefSeq and is a predicted model, not a curated record. Gene Ontology annotation, molecular function: beta-amylase activity. Gene Ontology annotation, biological process: polysaccharide catabolic process. The coding region runs from base 77 to 1594 and encodes 505 amino acids. The transcript has 7 exons. NCBI's taxonomy places the organism in Eukaryota, Viridiplantae, Streptophyta, Magnoliopsida, Poales, Poaceae.
GAGCUCCCCUGCGACACCCAGCAAACCAAGUUCAGUGAGUGAGCACGCAAGCCAGUGUUUGUAGCCAGCAGCCACAAUGGCCGGGAACAUGCUAGCCAACUAUGUCCAAGUCUACGUCAUGCUCCCGCUGGAUGUCGUGAGCGUCGACAACAAGUUCGAGAAGGGCGACGAGAUCAGGGCGCAGCUGAAGAAGCUGACGGAGGCUGGCGUGGACGGCGUCAUGAUAGACGUCUGGUGGGGGCUGGUGGAGGGCAAGGGCCCCAAGGCCUACGACUGGAGCGCCUACAAGCAGGUCUUCGACCUGGUGCACGAGGCCAGGCUCAAGCUGCAGGCCAUCAUGUCGUUCCACCAGUGCGGUGGCAACGUCGGCGACGUAGUCAACAUCCCCAUCCCACAGUGGGUGCGGGAUGUCGGCGCUACCGACCCCGACAUUUUCUACACGAACCGCAGAGGGACGAGGAACAUCGAGUACCUCACCCUUGGAGUGGAUGACCAACCUCUCUUCCAUGGAAGAACUGCCGUCCAGAUGUAUCAUGAUUACAUGGCGAGCUUCAGGGAAAACAUGAAAAAGUUCUUGGAUGCCGGUACCAUCGUGGACAUUGAAGUGGGACUUGGCCCGGCUGGAGAGAUGAGGUACCCAUCCUAUCCUCAGAGCCAGGGAUGGGUCUUCCCAGGCAUCGGAGAAUUCAUCUGCUAUGAUAAGUACCUGGAAGCAGACUUCAAAGCAGCAGCAGCGAAGGCUGGCCAUCCUGAGUGGGAGUUACCUGACGAUGCUGGAGAGUACAAUGACACCCCUGAGAAAACCCAAUUCUUCAAGGAGAACGGAACAUACCUCACUGAGAAGGGGAAGUUUUUCCUCUCAUGGUACUCCAACAAACUGAUCAAGCAUGGUGACAAGAUCUUGGACGAAGCAAACAAGGUCUUCUUGGGAUGCAGGGUGCAGCUGGCAAUCAAAAUCUCUGGCAUUCACUGGUGGUACAGGGUUCCAAACCAUGCAGCCGAGCUCACAGCUGGGUACUACAACUUAGAUGACAGAGACGGCUACAGAACAAUAGCACGCAUGCUCACAAGGCAUCAUGCUAGCAUGAACUUCACUUGUGCAGAGAUGAGGGACUCUGAGCAAAGCGAAGAGGCGAAGAGCGCACCAGAAGAACUAGUCCAACAGGUGCUGAGUGCUGGAUGGAGAGAGGGCUUACAUGUGGCGUGUGAAAACGCACUCAGUCGAUAUGAUGCCACUGCUUACAACACAAUACUCAGGAAUGCGAGGCCGAAAGGUAUCAACGAGAAUGGCCCUCCUGAGCACAAACUGUUUGGAUUCACCUACCUCCGGUUAUCGAAUGAGCUACUAGAGGGACAGAACUACGCCACUUUCCAAACUUUUGUCGAGAAAAUGCAUGCUAACCUGGCUCAUAACCCAAGUGUUGAUCCAGUGGCGCCUUUGGAAAGAUCAAAGCCAGAAAUGCCAAUUGAACUUAUCCUGAAAGCAGCGCAGCCAAAACUGGAGCCAUUCCCUUUUGAUAAGAACACCGACCUGCCAGUUAAAGAUCACACUGAUGUCGUGGAUGAGGCGCUCCUUGCCCCUGUGGCUGUGUAGAAAUCUUUCUCUGCCUUCGUAAAAUAAUGUGCAUCACUGAUGCAGUCUAUGAGAGGGUCAAGAGGUGCUUUGUGAGAAUUGAGGUGCACAGGAAAUAAGCCGCCAAGGAUAAAUAAACUCUAUGCUACAAUGUUAUAGCCAUAUAGUGUGGCAAUAUUAUUGUACUGGUAAUCAUGAGGUUGUAUGUUUUUCCGAUGAGCUGCGGUUCAUCGGAACUCCACCCCACUUUGUUGUGUGUAUUUGAGUGAACAAAUAAAACAGUUUGUGCUUAUAACUUAA